CGUUCGGUGGAACUCUAGAAGUAAAGGUAAUGUUUAGGAUAGUUGACAGUUAUAUAGUUUUAUUUCGACAUACUGUGACAGUCGAAUUAUGGUUUAAGGUAAUUCCGCAGUUUUGCAUUGCGCACUUUUACUGCGCACAUCUUAUAACUUAUAAUUUCAUCCAUUAUACGUACCGUUUAAAAAAAAUCAUUUUAUGACAAUUUUAGGUUACUUCAAAACAUCUUUGGUUGCAUUCGUGCAAAGAAUUACGUUAAAAUAAAUGUUUUCAAAAAAGGCAUACAAAAGUGUAGCUAGGGUUCCUUGUGUCUGUAGUAUAUUUAUUUACUUGUAUUUCACAUUUUAAUGCCACAAUUCCCUAAAAAGAUCGGUGACCCCCGUUUUUUAACUGAUAAUUUAUUUCUUUAAUGCAUUUUACAUUUCAUAUCCGAAAUUAAAAGAAAAAUCAUUUCUGGAUCUUGAAAAAAAAUCCUUUAAUCAAUGCAUGUUCUCAAAGAAAGAUAUGUAAAGAAAUGUGGAAAAGACAUUUGUGGAUCAGAAUUGUACACGUUAGUUGUUUCAUUUUGCUCAAAACACAAUAUUUUUUCAAAAAUAAUUACAAGAUAGGUUUACUGAAGCAAAAUCCGCGCUAAAAACGUCAAUAAAUAUCGGGCUGUUGUGAUUUUGCUGUUACUCGUAAUGAGCGUCAAGAUGGUGCCAUAUUGGGGUAAAGGUGGUAUAUUGUGCUAUCACUAUAUAUCUGCGCGCUUAAUAAAUGAUUUUAGUUUCAGGUUACUAAAUAAAUACCUUUUUAGAAAACUGGGUUUUCCGGGCCGCAAAGUCAUCGUAACAGCUAUCACCCACAGCCCCCCCAGAAAUUAUUGGGUGGGGGGAAGUCUGUAGUAUUCGCUAGCUAAUGCUGAAUAUCAAGACGUUUUACAGCACCUGGUUGAAAAUCCCACAACAUAUAUAUAACCGAAAUUGUUCCACCAUUCUGUUUUUAGACAUCCAAAGAACUCAAUGUCUCUGGGUGUAUUGGACCGUGUAUAUCUGUGGAUAGGAAAGGACCAAAUGUUUCAGAAACAGUGCGUAUACUUUUAAAACCUGUUUGCAUUUCAUUUUGACAUAUACCAGUAGAAACCCGCGUACAAGAACGAGUAGUUUAAAAAACCUGUAGAUUAAGAACCUGUUAUGGGAUCUUCUUAUAAUAAGAACCUAUUUUUUUGGCUAGGUUUUGAGUUAACAAUGGUUGUUGUUUUGCAUACAGGAAGCUUUAAAUCAUAUACUAUCGAAAUGAUAAAUUGGCCCCUCUAGAUUUGCACCCGCGGGAAUCUGGAUUGAUUUUAUGUUAUGAUGGACUUUUUCGUAAACAAGCUGCGAUGUUUGACAGGGAAAGAACAUGUUGAUUAGUGUGAACGGUAAAUCCAGAGGUCUAAGAAGCACAGCCACUGUGACUGCCCAAGCAUGUUUUAGAACUGCAAAUUUAGGUAUAACGAAAAAUAAUUUUGCAGAAAUCUUACACCUAGUAAAUAUUUUAUUAUAGUCUAUACAGCAAAUAGCCAAACAAGCAACUCGAGUGAAUAAUCGCGUAAACAUAGUCAAAAAUUUUACUUUUAAACAUUGCAGUUUGUUUAUACGAACUCCGUUGAAGUUCAAGAGUGGUCACAGGGUGCCAAAAAGUUCAUCACGUGGUAUUUGAAAUCGAUUCUGUGCAUGCUUAUCUCGAGAGACCACUUCGGCGAUUUUGAUAGUAAAAGUAUAGUUACUCAUUGAAUUUCCUGCAUGAUAUACAAUGUUGAAUUCAAACGUCUGGUUGUGUAUUUUUGAAGGAAAUCGGCGUGGGUGGAACAUCAGCAUGGAAACUUUGUGGAUUUGAUUCAGCAACAACGUUAGCUGUGUUCCUUGAAAUAGUAAAUCAAGUAAGUUACUAUAUGCUAUGUAUUAUGAUAAAUGUAUUAUGAUAAUGUGUUGUUUUUUGUGUUGUGCUUUGUUAUGGCGUUCUGGUUAAGGUGGCUCGAUACAGUUUUCAAAAAUUCAGGUGUUCAACACUUUGACAUGUUCAAACUACGCAUUUUUAGGAUUUAUUCAGCAGAUAUUGAGGUUUUUAUAUAUUUUGAUAUCUCAACUUUCAAAUUAUAUAAGUCUUAGUAACAGAUAGUUCGUUGUUAAUGACGACAUACGUGUACGAAAUUCACUCCACAAUGGCCUAUCGUCUCGUACAGUUGGAAAAAAAGCAUGGUGACCCCCAAAUUUUUAUCGUGCAUUAUGUUACUUCGACGAAAAGCUAACAUUUAGCAAAAUAUAAAAAAAUUCUGUAAUGCCAUUUUUUUGGAAAAUGCGAAAAUGUCAUAUUCUUCGGUAAAAUUUUUUUGGCAUUACAGAAUUUUUUUAUUUUUUGUAUAAUGAAAGUUUUAAGCGGUGCAAUACAGCAUGCAAAAUUUUAACAUAGGUCACCAGACAAAAUAAAGAGAUAUAGCGCAUUGUUUUUCUAUAAUGGAAAAUUCUAAUGACGUCAGCAAUUGACAUAAAACACUAUAGAACACACGCAAUGACGUGAUAUGGCGCGAGCAACUGCUCACGUCAGGUCAUUUUAGAAGUUCUUUCAUUUUGUUAAUCAGUUUCCACGACCUGCGCGUAAAAAUGAUCACCCGGUUUUGAGUUCGCGACUCUUAGUGAGCAGGGUUUUUGUGAUAACUAUAUCGAGCCACCUUAACUGUUGUGUUGCAUUGUGUUGUGUUGUCCUUCAUUCCUCUUUAUUGUAUAGCAUUCUCUGCACUACUCAGCUCCACUGUAUUGAACAUAUGACAAAGUCUAUAUAUUUAUGUGGCCUUAAAGUAUAUCUCCUUACUUUUCAUUACUGCAGCAUACAGCUCCAGUACCUCAGGGCUCGCGAGGUUGUAUACAAUUCAUAACACAAUACCAACACUCUAGUGGUCAGCGAAGAAUACGUGUUACGACAUGCGCAAGAAAUUGGGUUGAUGCAGGGAAUUUAGCACACGUAUCUCUGGGUAGGUGCAAGAUCAUACCGCAUUAACGCACCAUGACGUCGUUAUUGCAUAUUAGUAACUUUACUAACUUAACGUUACUUUAUGCGUAUUUUGCAUGAGAAUUCAACGUUACCCGUAGACCAAAUUUCGUUUUGAUAUAUUUUUCUCUUAUAUUUUAAGUCUUGUACACAUUAAGUCUUGUACACAUCUUUAAAAAUACUUUUUCAGAGAAAAAAGUGUUCACAUUAAAAAAAAACAACACGUUAUCAUUAGGUUUAAGGUUAAGGUCAAACUAUUGCCUAGGGUCAGGGUUGGGUUAGGCAUUGGGGUAAGGGUUCGUACGCCCCCUGGAAACACUGGAAGUCCUGCAUGGAAACUCCAUGAAAAGUCGUGGAAUUUCAAAGUAAUCCCUGAAAUCCCCUAGAAAACUACUGUAAACUGACAUGUACGAUACUUCAAGUAUUUUAGUAAGAUUAAUUACAAAACGUUCUUGCACCUAGCGUAUCGAUCUUUUUAGAUAGUUACAUUACUUGAUAGCGAUAUCUGUAGUGAAAAACUUGUCGAAGUAUUGUUGAAAAUAAUUUUGUCAUACAGUACUUCAAAUAUCCCUGGGAAACUUCUGGCAAAUAUAAGAGAACAAAGUCCUUAAAGAUCCUGGAUUAAAGAUCCUGGAUUUUUAGAAUUAUGAAAGUGUACGAAUUCUGGGGUUGGGUUAGGAAUGCGGCUAAGAAUUCAGAUUUACGUUUAGGGUUAAGCUUAGCUUAGGUUGUAGACUCAAACCAUCCGAUUUAGACUCGAGUCGCAAUCUUUGUGACUUGUAAUUUAACUUAUUUUAACUUAUUAAUCAGAUUAACGACUAGACUUGGACUCGAACAAAAGGACUUGUGGCCUGAUUUGUGAGCUUGGAUGACUUCCCAGUACAGAAUGACUUGCGUCUUGACUUGGUCACAGACAAAAUGACUGGUGACUUGAUUUAACUUGCUAUACUCGGAGUGAAUGACUUGACUCAGACUCGGAUUAAGUGACUCAUGAUUUGCCUUGGACUUGUCAAAAACUGCUUGUGACUUCACUUGUACUUACAAAAUAAAAACUCAGUAAAGGGUUUGUUUUAAGGUUUAGGGUUGGGUUUAGAGUUUGAGUUAGAGUUUGGUUUAAGGAUUAGGUCAAAAACAAGCAUGGUGUCACUGCGAUAUACUGUAAUCUAACUCCGACCUUAUGUGUAGGUUUCGACCAGGAGACAUCGUGUGUCAUGAUGAGUCGUAUAGCUGUAUUCCGAGCAGAGACAGACGAAGGACCCGAUGUUCUCAGGUGGCUAGACAGAAUGUUAAUCAGAUUAAGUCAGAAAUUUGGAGAAUUUAAUAAAGAAGAUCCGAGUUCGUUCCGUUUAGCAGAAAAUUUCUCACUAUAUCCACAGGUACGUGGAAUUUGUUGUAUUGCUACACUCUAAACACGCCCCGAUUAAAGUUUUUGAAAUCACAUUUGUCCACCUAUGUGCAUAAUAUUAAAGCAGUGCAGAAGAAAAGAAAAACCAAUUAAUCUCUAAUAUGUCAUGCUAAACAACAACGCCCUGGGCAAAAUAGGAAACAUUGUCGUGGAAACAUUUGUGAUCGUCGAUGUUUCCACAAAUGUUUCCCUGUUUGUCCACCUGUAGAUGAGAUUAAUUUCAGAAAGUUUGCUCUGAAGUUUUAGGUUAACCUUGGAUUAAGUUAACCGGCCUACGAACAGCCCCUGGAUGUUUUUACUGCAGUACUGGUCUCAGAACUAGAACUAGAACUGGAUAAAGCAUCUGCUAUGCAUAUACUGUAUGAAGCCAAUGGCGGUCAUAUUGAUAUAACCACCAUAUUUCAUACCAUGUUUCUAUUUUUUCUAGUUUAUGUUCCACUUAAGACGUUCACAAUUUUUACAAUACUUCAAUAACAGUCCAGAUGAGACUUCAUAUUACAGGUCAGUUUUGACUACGUCCACACAACACUGGAGUGAAGUAAUGCUGGCAGAAUUUACGCGUGUUCACACUACGCCAUUACAGUUUGUUUACAAAUUAAAUUGGCACUCAUGUAAACCCAAAAUAUUUCAAAUAGAGCAAAGAAAAUUAAACGAAAAGCAUUCGAAUUUACUGUUUUGAGAACGGUGAUGCUUGGUUUGCAAGCGGUACAAAAAUGUAACGGCGUUUGUGUUGACACGAACUCACGAAGCCGCCAAGCGCUGCGUUUUCAUCUCGCUCCGUUUCGAAACCGUGCUCAAAUUGUUACGACAAAAGUAACGUUUUCAAACAAUUUCGCUCCGGCGUGGUGUGAACACGACGGCAAAUUGUGACUUUUCUGCGCCGUUUUUAAACCACUCCGGCGUAUUGUAAACCUGGUCUUAGCCUGAAUUCUGAAAGAGAGCGUCCAGUUUCCUUGAUGACACACCUUUAGGGGUGAUGACACACCUUUAGGGGUGAUGACACACCUUUAGGGGCGAUGACACACCUUUAGGGGUGAUGACACACCUUUAGGGGUGAUGACACACCUUUAGGGGUGAUGACACACCUUUAGGGGUGAUGACACACACCUUUAGGGGCGAUGACACACCUUUAGGGGUGAUGACACACCUUUAGGGGUGAUGUCACACCUUUAGGGGUGAUGACACACCUUUAGGGAUGAUGACACCUUUAGGGGUGAUGACACACCUUUAGGGGUGAUGACACACCACUAGGUGUGUUUUUAGGGGUGUCCCCCCCCCCCCGAAUUUUAGGCGUCCAUUUUCAGUUCUAGGGCCUCCCAGACUAAAAGCCUGGUUUAACGACAUGCUAGGCUUUGAGGUGUUUUAGAAUGGCAAUUGAAAUGACAUUAAGAGAGAAAUUCGAAGAGGAAGUUGACUAAAUAUCUGUGUGCGUUUAUGUUUUGCUGAUUUGUGUUUUGCUAUGAAUGAGUUCUUUGAGAAAGUGUGUAACUUUUUUUCUUCCAUUGCAGACAUGUUCUAAAUCGUGAAGAUGUGAUGAACUCUCUUAUUAUGAUACAGCCCAUUCUUUAUUCUUAUACUUUCCAUGGACCGCCUGAGGUAUGUAACAUUAACGCCCAUAUUCCAAAAGCUCACUCACACUCAAAGAGUGAAGGUUCAAUCUGAGCUUCCCUUGAGUUUC
This is a messenger RNA of Paramuricea clavata, 6084 nucleotides long. The record is from the annotation of a GenBank genome assembly. NCBI's taxonomy places the organism in Eukaryota, Metazoa, Cnidaria, Anthozoa, Malacalcyonacea, Plexauridae.